GCAUUGUUUAAAACACAUCUAUCAGAAACGCAAUGCAAAUAAUCCAUGAUACUGAGUUGUUUUACAAUGCUUGUAAAAUUAUCAGUUAACUAGCCGGUUUCAACACUGAUUUAGCACUGGUCGUACGCGAUACGCGCACACGAAGUCGUACAUUAUUCGGUUCUGUACAAACCUGCACCCUUCUGAAUGUAAUUAUAAUCCCCCCGGCUUAACAGUACUUCCGCGCGCGCGAUACAACGUGCGAGAUAAAACAAGAGAAACUAGGCCAAACGAAAGGUACCAGCGUCUUAUCGUGAUACCGCCAGUAUUUAAAAAGGAGUCUCCACCCUGAGGCAUCAGUGAUUCAAUUACCGCGAUUGUCGUUUGCAGUUUUAACGCGUGGUCUGCACGACUCGCGACCGAUGUCCCUUGCUUAUAACGAUAUUAAAUAUCUGUAAGAUGUUACCGAGUCUAGUGUCGAAACAAAUCUUCGUUCUUGUUACACUGCGGUAUUCCGUGCAAGGAUGGGAGAGCGGUUUGCGCCAAAGAUACGACGGUUACGGAGAGGAUUGGAUAUUCAUGCCUGACGGCAACGGACAGCCCCAAGUAGCAGUGUUAAAGGUCCAAGAAAGCGAAAGGAGAGGCGUAUUGGACGACUCGGAAAUAGCCUACGUAAUCUACACUCGAUCUAAUCCAAGAGAAGGCAUAAGGAUGACUCUAAAUGACACCACGAAUCUCGCUAGCUCCGACUUCAAGCCCUCGCGAAAAACAAAAUUCAUAACGCACGGAUGGAAGUCGAGCGCCAUGAGUACCGGACUUUUGAACAUGAAAGAAGCUUUUCUCACUCAUGGCGACUACAACGUUAUCCUCGUGGAUUGGGAACCCUUGGCCGCGAGCACAUUUUACUUGGGUCCGAUGCAAAACACCGUAAGAGUCGGGACUGACGCCGCCAACUUUAUAGACUUCUUAGUGAAAGAGACUGGACUGAAAACAGAAGACGUUCAUUUUAUCGGUCAUUCCCUUGGGGCACAUGUGGCUGGGAAUGCGGGCGGUGCGACGACUUCCGGGAAAUUGAGCAGAGUAACAGGUUUGGAUCCAGCGCUGCCGGGAUUCCACGUUCUCGCCUCCGAGAAAACUCGGUUAGAUUCCACGGACGCGGCAUUCGUCGACGUCAUACAUUCCUGCGGAGGUGUGUUAGGUUUUCUUCAACCACUGGGAAAAGCUGAUUUCUAUCCGAAUGCUGGUACGGCGAUUCAGCCUGGAUGUUGUUGCGUCCCUGAGAUAAUGGAGGCUUGCAGUCAUGGACGGUCAUACGUAUACUUCACAGAAAGUAUAAAUUCGAAAACAGGGCUGCCGGCUAGGAAAUGCGACAGCUGGGAUUCGUACAUGAAUGGCAAAUGCGCCAAUUCACAAACAGUGCUCAUGGGAGAGCAUGUUGAUCGGACCGCCGAGGGUCUAUUCUUUCUUAGAACGAGAUCGGACCCGCCUUAUGCGUACAUACCGGAAGUAACUAACAAUAAUGUCUAAAUGAAAAUGAUAUACACGCAAUCAUAUCCUUCCAAGAUGCAUAUAUCGACGUAAUUCCCGUCACUUUGGAUCCCGUUUGCUGACGAUAGCAAGAACAGCAAAUAUAAAAUAUCUGGCUUUAAUAAAUAGUAAUUACAUUAUUAUACACAUGACUGAGGUAUAAUAAACGUAGCGACGAAACAAUCA
Temnothorax curvispinosus is the source of this 1692-nucleotide messenger RNA. Its product is annotated as pancreatic triacylglycerol lipase. NCBI's taxonomy places the organism in Eukaryota, Metazoa, Arthropoda, Insecta, Hymenoptera, Formicidae. The transcript is spliced from 5 exons. The record is from RefSeq and is a predicted model, not a curated record. Gene Ontology annotation, biological process: lipid metabolic process. Gene Ontology annotation, molecular function: lipase activity. Bases 439 to 1506 code for a protein of 355 amino acids.